This is a messenger RNA of Drosophila grimshawi, 627 nucleotides long. RefSeq lists its product as uncharacterized. The record is from RefSeq and is a predicted model, not a curated record. The transcript is spliced from 2 exons. Bases 1 to 627 code for a protein of 208 amino acids. Lineage: Eukaryota; Metazoa; Arthropoda; Insecta; Diptera; Drosophilidae.
AUGAAAGCCAUAAACCGCAGUUUAACCAAACUGCACAAACUUCGUAUGUAUCCAUAUAGAGGAGUACUGUUCUUCGCCUGCAUAACAGCUCAGGGGUUUGGGCUUAAUUUACAAAUUCAUGAGUUCUACUCGAAGUCUUUUGUACCCAAUGAAAUACUUAUCAGUUAUAAUGUAGAGAACAUGGAGGUUCUCACCUACAAUUUGACCGUUAAGGAGCACUUCCCUGGUAAGCUGCUGAUGCACGUCUUUGUUCGUAGGCUAGACGAUGUGCCCGGCGGGUCGCACACCUACGACUUGAUCAAAUUCAAGAACUUGGAUUUUUGUAAGACACUCGAUUCGUUGCGUAAUAUGACCAUAGAUGAUGUACAGGGCGAGUCUUUAUUACCAUCUACGUUCUUAAUGUCCUGUCCAUUGAUGCCGGGCUUUUAUUACGUGGACAAAACAUAUAUCACUGAGAAUGCGUUGCCCUUGAACAUCGUUGAUGGCAGAUACUUAGCCCAAUUCGAACUGAUUCAGGUCUACGAAGAGGUAACCAGAUUAAUGAACUGCAAACUGAAGCUGACCAAGAAGUCUUUUGACACAGAGAUGCAGAUACAAAUCGGAAUAGAAGAACAUAAAGCAAGCUAA